AUGGCCAGCGAAUCGUCGUCGGUGCCGGUCUCCAUCCUGACCGGCUUCCUCGGCGCUGGCAAAACGACGCUGCUGCGCCACCUCCUCACGGAGAAGCACGGGCUACGCAUCGCCGUCAUCCAAAACGAGCUCUCGGCGACGUCUGGUCUCGAGGCGUCGACAAUGCAGGGUCCCGGCGGCGAGACGUUUGACCGGUGGAUGGAGCUGGCCAACGGGUGCGUCUGCUGCGAGGUGCGCGACGAGCUGCCCUUUGCGCUCGAGCGGCUGAUGGAGGCCACGAACACAUUAGAUGGGAGAUAUGUCCGGCCGACUGUAGGCAUGGCGGACCCCGGCCCCGUCGCGGCGUCGCUAUGGCUGGACGACGCGCUCGAGUCCCCUCUCGAGCUCGACGGAGUCAUCACGCUUGUCGACGCAAGGCGCUGUGCCGCAGAGGCGGUGUGCCGCAGAGGUCUGUCGCUCCGGCCGGCGCUCGUCCAGACGCGUACUCGGCUGCAUGACACUGUCCUCAGUGCAGCCCUUCCCCUGCAGGCGGGCGUCGACCUCGACCGGCUCUGCGCGCGGCUGCGGGCGAUCAACGCGGUCGCGCCGCAGCUGCGCGCGUCGCACUCGCAGCUGCCCGUCGCUUCGAUCCUCAACCGCAGAGCCUACGCGCGCGAAGGGCCUCCGCCGCUAGACGCCGAGGACGCACCCGCGUAUUCCGACCAGCGCUCGAGAGGACACGUGUACCGCGCAAAGGGGGAGUUGGCGGUGGCGGACGAGGAGGUGGGGGGCGUGGUCGCGAGAUACACGCUGCAGGCCGUGCAUGAGACCUGGGAGCUGGAGCGCGGCCGGCCUUGGGGUGAGGAGGAGGUGGCCGAGAGCCGACUCGUCUUCAUCGGCCGCAACCUCGACGAGGCGACCUUGCGCGCAAUGCUGCUGGCGUGUGUGGCGUGCGAGACCGAGAGGCGGUCGUGA
Messenger RNA from Emiliania huxleyi CCMP1516, 954 nucleotides. RefSeq lists its product as hypothetical. The coding region runs from base 1 to 954 and encodes 317 amino acids. The transcript has 6 exons. Lineage: Eukaryota; Haptophyta; Isochrysidales; Noelaerhabdaceae. The record is from RefSeq and is a predicted model, not a curated record. Gene Ontology annotation, cellular component: cytoplasm.